AUGGACACUGACACAACCACAAUCCCUCCUCCUCCACCAGAGCUGGCCUCGACCACCGAGAAGCGAUUGAGUGAAGCUGAAAAUGGGGAGCCUGCAGCCAAGCGUGUGAGACUUGAUGGGGAUGGCGACGCAAACGGAAGGGAUGCAGCCGUGAAGGAGAAUGCUGCCAAUGGCCAACAAAACAUGACCCCGGCCGCUUCCGAGAUUAAACCAGACAACCGUGUCAAGGGCCAAGCCCCCAUCAAGGCUGAAUAUUUGGUCGAGGUCAUACAGAACAAUGGCCGCGAUGCACGUGAUGAUGGCCCAGACGACGACGCCGCCGAGGGCCGCACUGCGUCUGAGCCUUCAGGCAAGGUCGCUCGCAAGGGCAAAAAGGGCCAGAACCAAGCCCGUGACUUUGGCCGGUCCGCAGACUCUAUCCGUCUGUGCAACAGCCGCAUGCUUUCGAAUGAGUUUUCCCCCAAGCACUGCAGCUUUGGUGACCGCUGCAAUCUGUCGCACGACCUUCGCAAGUACCUGGCCGAGGGCCGUCGUCCAGAUCUCGAGACUUUUGGUGGCAAGUGUCCCAUCUUCGAGGCCCAUGGCUGGUGCAACGCCGGCUGGAAGUGUUUGUUUGUGAGGAGCCACAUGGAGGAGGUCGAGCGCGAGGAUGGCAGGAAGGAACUGGUGCUGCUCAGGGAUCUCACACGCAGCAAGAAGCACGAAGAUGAUGCAGCCAGCGACGAUGGGCCGUACGGGGUUGUGAACACGGUCGCCAGUGCGGACAAGCACCGCAUGGGGCGCAGCAAGGUCGAUCUAAGCAGGUCGAUCGAGUAUAGCAAGUGGAUGGAUGAGUACACGAACCUGGUAAAGCAGUUGCAUAACGCGCGAGUCGACGAGAAGAAGCGUGAGGAGGAGCUUGGCGAGCUUCGCGCCACUUUUGUCGAGCCGCCAUUCAAACCGUCAGAGAAGCGCCGGCUCUAUUUCGGGCGCGAGACGCCCGUACUCGCACCGCUAACGACUCAAGGAAACCUUCCCUUCCGUCGACUAUGCGUCGAGCUCGGCGCCCAAGGAACAUACUCGGAGAUGGCCAUGGCGAAACCCAUCGUGCAGGGCCAGCAGUCGGAGUGGGCGCUGAUGAAAGCCCACGAGUCGGAAAUACAGCCACCGAAAUUGUCUCCCGAGACACUAGCUUCGAACAAGCCGACAAUCAAGGUCUACGACAACAGUAGGGACCUACGUUUUGGUGCGCAGAUCUCGGCAUCUUCUCACCCGCUUGCCAUCAAGGCCGCCGAGUGCCUCACAACCUUCCUCCCCCACCUCAGGCUAAUCGACCUCAACUGCGGUUGUCCGAUUGACAUGAUCUACAAGGCCGGUGCCGGAUCAGCCCUUCUCGAGCAACACAACAAGAUCGAGCGCAUCAUCCGUGGCAUGAACGCCGUGUCGGGCGAGGUGCCCAUCACGUGCAAGCUGCGCAUAGGCGUCAAAGAGAACCAUCCGCUUGCCAAAAAAAACAUUGAGCGUGCCGUGUUCGGCAGCCCAGACUUUAGGGAGCAGCUGGGGGCACCAGGAUGCGCGGCUAUUACGCUGCACGGGCGGACGCGGCAGCAGCGCUACAAGAAGCCGGCGGAUUGGGGCUACAUUGCCGAGUGCGCGGCGCUGAUCCAGAGCUACCGCGACAAGAGGGACGAGCUGACGGACACGGCGCGGGAACCGGAUGCAAGCACGCUCACCCCGUCGUCAGAAGUCUUCUUCCUCGGCAACGGCGACUGCUACAGCCACGUCGACUACUACAGGGCCAUCGACGAGUCGCGCGUCGACACGGUCAUGAUCGGACGCGGGGCCCUCAUCAAGCCUUGGGUCUUUGAGGAGAUCGCGGCCGGCCAGUACCUGGACAAGUCUUCGACGGAGCGGCUGGGCUACAUUGAGCGCUUCUGCAGGUACGGCAUGGAGGCCUGGGGCGCCGACGAGAUGGGCAUCGGCACCACGCGGCGCUUCCUGCUCGAGUACCUGUCCUUUGCUUAUCGCUACGUGCCCAUCGGCUUGCUCGAGCGGCUGCCACCGGCCAUCAACGACCGGCCGCCCGCGUACCGCGGAAGGGAUGAUCUGGAGACGCUCAUGGCAAGCGACAACUAUCGGGACUGGAUCAAGAUCAGUGAAAUGUUCCUCGGUCCGGCACACGAGGGCUUCAAGUUUCAGCCAAAGCACAAGAGUAACAGCUACGAGAUGGAAGCUGAGGGUUAA
Molecule: messenger RNA, 2223 nt
Organism: Pyricularia pennisetigena
Lineage: Eukaryota; Fungi; Ascomycota; Sordariomycetes; Magnaporthales; Pyriculariaceae
Exons: 3
Coding region: 1-2223 (740 amino acids)
Biological process (GO): tRNA processing
Molecular function (GO): RNA binding; flavin adenine dinucleotide binding; metal ion binding
Source: RefSeq, a predicted model, not a curated record